AUGGCUUCCUUCUUUUGGAUUCUGCUUCUGGGCAUCUCGUUUAUGGUGUCGGCAACAAUGGGAGCUCCCCCAAGAAGGCUUGUGGAUGUCCCAUUUGGCAGAAACUACGCGCCCACUUGGGCUUCUGGGCAUCUCGUUUAUGCUACUACUUUUUCUCUGCUAGAAACUAAACUAGUCAAAAUGCUUUGUGUUUCUGCAGAAAAAAUGGCUUCCUUCUUUUGGAUUCUGCUUCUGGGCAUCUCGUUUAUGGUGUCAGCAACAAUGGGAGCUCCCCCAAGAAGGCUUGUGGAUGUCCCAUUUGGCAGAAACUACGCGCCCACUUGGGCUUUUGAUCACAUUAAGUACUUCAAUGGCGGCUCUGAGAUUCAGCUUCUCCUUGACAAAUACACUGGUACUGGCUUCCAAUCCAAAAGAUCUUACUUGUUUGGUCACUUCAGUAUGCAAAUCAAACUGGUUCCUGGGGAUUCUGCAGGAACUGUUACUGCUUUUUAUCUUUCUUCUCAAAACUCAGAGCAUGAUGAAAUAGAUUUUGAGUUCUUGGGAAACAGAACCGGCCAGCCAUACAUUUUGCAGACAAAUGUCUUCAGCGAGGGUCAGGGUAACAGAGAAAAAAGGAUUUACCUUUGGUUUGACCCAACAAAAGGUUACCACUCCUACUCUGUUCUCUGGAAUAUGUAUUAG
This is a messenger RNA of Pistacia vera, 681 nucleotides long. Its product is annotated as probable xyloglucan endotransglucosylase/hydrolase protein B. Lineage: Eukaryota; Viridiplantae; Streptophyta; Magnoliopsida; Sapindales; Anacardiaceae. The coding region runs from base 1 to 681 and encodes 226 amino acids. Gene Ontology annotation, molecular function: xyloglucan:xyloglucosyl transferase activity; hydrolase activity, hydrolyzing O-glycosyl compounds. The record is from RefSeq and is a predicted model, not a curated record. Gene Ontology annotation, biological process: xyloglucan metabolic process; cell wall biogenesis. The transcript has 3 exons.